AUGCAGAUAUUCAUAGGAAAGAUUCCGACACAGGUUACUGAAGAGGGUAUCCGAGAGUAUUUCAAGCAGUUUGGAGAGAUUUCUGAGGUGAUUAUGAAGGACACAUAUGGGUUUCUGAGUUUUUCAUCGGAGGAGAGUGUGACGAAAGUGCUGAACCAGCGGUCGCAUGUGAUUGAUGGAGGAGUUGUAGCAGUGGAGAAAUCGAAUGGCAGGAAGAGACCAUUUACAGCAGACUACAGCGAUAGAUAUGUAGAUGCAAGCCGUGCACCGUAUGAUCGUAAAUAUAUGCCGCGCACUCCUUAUGAAAGCAGAGCAUCACCUCCUGGAAGAUAUGAGCCAAGAUAUACGGACAGCAGAUAUGCGCCACAAGACUAUUAUCGCGGAGAGCCAAUGCGAAUGGGCGGAGAUCCUCGUAGAGAUAGGGAGUAUUGCGACUAUUGCAAUGGAUGCCCCAUCCAUGGAAUAAGAGAGACCAUGGAUUUGAGGAAGAGGCACCAAGCACUAACUCCAAGGGACUAUCCAAACAACUAUCUCAAGGUUGUGUUUGAGAACAUUGCACCUAACACCUCUAUUGAAGAUUUCAAGGCGUUUUUGAGAGAGAAUGGGUUUGAGCCAACAUAUGCCAGGCUUGGAUACACAGGAAAUCAUGCAGUUAUUGAGUUUAAGAACUUUGAUGACAAGGACAAUUCCAUGAAGCAAUUUGAUGGAGCAGAUUACAAUGGCCAUAUUCUUAAGACACGAUCCUAUCUUCCAAAGGAUGAAUACAAAAGUCGAGAGAAGGAGCCAUAUGCGAAGAGCGAGCAUACUAUCGAAGCGAAUGCAACAGAGACACAAAAUGAUGCACUUGGUGCUUUUGAGGGUGAUGCAGAAAAGACGGAUGGUUGA
Messenger RNA from Ordospora pajunii, 885 nucleotides. RefSeq lists its product as uncharacterized. The coding region runs from base 1 to 885 and encodes 294 amino acids. The transcript has a single exon. Gene Ontology annotation, cellular component: cytoplasm; nucleus. NCBI's taxonomy places the organism in Eukaryota, Fungi, Microsporidia, Ordosporidae. Gene Ontology annotation, molecular function: mRNA binding. The record is from RefSeq and is a predicted model, not a curated record.